UGAAGAUGGCUGUCUUCUGGUAUGUUAACUCCCUCCAUCAGAACAAUCAAUGAUGGAGGCAAUAAGCAGCUUAAAGCACCAGAAUACAUGGUGCAGCAUACCAAAAGUGGGGGCUGAGGUUGUGUGGUGAUUUGUAUUGUCAUGCUAGUUUUAUUCUCAGUACAUGGAAUGGAAAUUCAGCAGCACUUCACACACAUGUAAUGGGUUCAGUUUUAGAUGGGACAUGUAAUUGUAAUGUGUUUAUUUUGACAGUGACUUUGAGUUGAUGUACAAAUGUUUUGUGACAGUAACUGUAUGCACAACAUAGUCUUGCCUGAGUAGUCAGUAAUAUUUACCUUGUAUUAGGAACCUGAAUCCUGAUCAGUGUCACAUCCUUCAAAGUCUGAUUGUCAUUAUAAUAGAGCCCUCUUUCUCUGUCUUCCAGUCAGUGAAUUUUUUUAGCAAAAUUUGUUUGUGUUUUUCUCAGAUAUCUUACACAGAUACGUAAAUUAAUUUUCUUUUCAUCAUCAUAACUGAUGAGUUCUCUAUUAAUUUAAAAAUAUGUGUAUUCCCAUUAUGCAUCUCUGCCCUUUUGAAAAGGUUUCAUUACUUAUAAUUUGUGUCUCUUCAGAAAGACACAGCCCACAUGUUCAAUUCCUUUUCCAAACUAUGGACAUUACAUGACCAUUUAAUAUUCCUCGUGUAAUUUCACCAUUCUUUUUGUCUUCCCUAGAUGUGUAUUUACUUUUUAUUUACUCAGGGUGUGUGAACCAAGAUUUAUUAUACAUGCAAACUAAUGCAGUUUUUAGCACAAUUGAAUUAAUCUUUUAAACCUGUUCUUAUAACAUUUCACCGAAUCAUGAAACAUACGUAAUUGCAGCAGAACUAUAACUGGAAGACAUCAGUGAUUGGAAAUAAUGUGUUGAUAAAAAGAGUUUUAAUAAGUUUGUUGUUUAUCUUGACACUGACAAUAGUUGACUACAUAGUGUUAAAAUUAUGUCAGUAUAAAAAUAAGGUUAUGAGCAGAACCUAACCUCUACUAUAACAAUGGCUGCUGAUGCGUGGAAGCGUGGAAGGAAGCGAGUAACUUUGAAGUACAAGAAACCUCCAAAUCCAUUGUUUGAAAAGUGGCUUGAAGAGUGGAAGAAUGAAGCAGCUAGUAGGGGCUCAGAUAUGCAAUAUUGUUUUGCAAAGGCAUUAUCCUCAUUAAGAAGAUUUCCUCUUCCAUUAAAGAGUGGCAGAGACUGUGGAAUUCUAGAAUCUUUUGGCAACAGGUUAUGUAUAAUGUUAGACCGCAAACUUAAUGAAUACAGGAAGACUCAUCCAGAAGGAAUAGGUGACAGGUCUGAUGACAUAGUUACAUCUGUAAUUGCCAGCCCAGUAGCUUGCAGCGGCAGUCAGAGUGAGCCGAAGAGGAAAAAUUUAGGUAGGGUCAGAGUUGCCAGGAAUAAUAAGCAGUAUCUUCCAGCAUGGCGGUCAGGUCCAUACGCUAUUCUGCUAACACUUCAUGAAGAGUCACAGAAACCAGACUAUCCAGGAUUCCUUACAAAAACAGAGCUUCAGACAAUGGCACAACCUUUGUGUGACACGUCGUUCAAGAAGUUGGACCCCGGUUCUUUCUACACUGCGUGGUCGUGCAUUGUAGGACUCAUAAAACGAGGGCUUGUGCUGCGAAAUGGUUGUCCUGCGAAAUUCAGUUUAACUGAGGCUGGUGCAGACAUGGCUCAACAGCUUCGUGACAGGGGCAGUGCAUCACCAUCCAGACCUCUUGCUGAUGCUGCCCCUUGUAAUAUUCCAAUACACAUGUCUAGUAAUGGGCAUGCACCUUAUGCUGCUGCUAGUAACAUUGAUGUUGUAAACACACAUAUGUCUCAUGACAAGGAUUACCACCUUACCAUAUCUGUCAAGAAGAAAGACUGCAAAAACAGCCAUCCUAGUUUAAAGAAACCAUCCAUCAGGAAGUGUUACAAGCCUCCACCAAGACAGCAAAAAACUGCAGAUGAUACAGUUUUCCUGGUGCCUGGCUUGUUUGAUGUGAUACUCCUUGUAGACAAGCGUGAAACAACUGGACACUCUGGACAAAAACAUCUUGAGGGUGCAACUGUUGCAGAAUUGUCAAUUCUGGGCACAUUGUUUGAGGUCAGACACCUCACAGUGGGAGAUUUCAUAUGGGUCUGUCGUGACCGUGUGACAGGCCAGGAGCUGGUGUUACCAUACAUAGUGGAGCGGAAGCGAAUGGAUGACCUUGCCAGCAGCAUCCAAGACGGAAGAUUCCGUGAGCAGAAGUUCCGCAUGAAGCAGAGUGGGCUGCAGAACCUGAUAUACCUUGUGGAGAGUCAUGGCGACAACAGACGCACAUCCCUUCCACUGGAUACUCUGACCCAGGCAGCCAUUAACACUCAAGUGGUGAAUAUGUUCACAGUCAAGAUAACUUCCAGCCACCGCAACUCCAUGCGUUAUCUGUCUGUCAUGACACGCCAUCUAAGUGCCUCUUACUGCGACAAGACUUUCGUCAGCUGCCAUCGUGGCAAUCUGCCAUGCUGCCACAUCAGAGACGACCUCAUAUCUCUUAUGACAUUCUCAGAAUUCAACAAGUCUUCAUGUAAGACUAAGGCCAAGAGGGUGCAGGACUUAUUUAUGAAGCAACUCCUUCAACUGCACGGUCUCUCAGUUGAGAAGGUGCGAGCAAUACUUGAGCAGUACCCUACACUUCGAGACCUCAUGGCUGCGUACCAGGCUGAAGGCUCAGCUGGGGAGAAACUCCUUGCCAGCAUUCGCUAUGGCUUCCUGAACCGUCAUAUUGGACCGGUUAUCAGUAGGGCGAUACAUCGGUUCUACACCAACCGCCUUCUAUGAUAAGCAUGUUAUUGGAUACCUCACUGGUGAAUGAUAAUGCAGGAUGGAAACAAAUGGGGAAAAAUGUGGUAAAUAUUCAUUGCUUGAAACUUUAUUUCAUUACAUAUAUUUCUGAUAUUUUGAAUUCACAAUAAAAUAACAACCUGGAUCUGUA
Molecule: messenger RNA, 2989 nt
Organism: Zootermopsis nevadensis
Lineage: Eukaryota; Metazoa; Arthropoda; Insecta; Blattodea; Termopsidae
Gene: mus81
Product: mus81 structure-specific endonuclease subunit
Biological process (GO): DNA catabolic process; double-strand break repair via break-induced replication; resolution of meiotic recombination intermediates
Cellular component (GO): nucleus; Holliday junction resolvase complex
Molecular function (GO): 3'-flap endonuclease activity; DNA binding; crossover junction DNA endonuclease activity
Source: RefSeq, a predicted model, not a curated record